Messenger RNA from Sarcophilus harrisii (Tasmanian devil), 879 nucleotides. It is a transcript of the gene CFAP107, whose product is annotated as chromosome 3 C1orf158 homolog. The coding region runs from base 227 to 796 and encodes 189 amino acids. The record is from RefSeq and is a predicted model, not a curated record. NCBI's taxonomy places the organism in Eukaryota, Metazoa, Chordata, Mammalia, Dasyuromorphia, Dasyuridae. The transcript is spliced from 4 exons.
GUAAACAAAGAAGAAUUCACUUUUGAUUCUCCUUGUCAAGGGGAAAGUGGUACCACAAGUUCACCACAGUGAAUUUUUACUCCAUGGUCCCCUCUUAGAAAAGAAAUUAAAACCAUAGCAAAUCCCUUAGGUACCAUUAUAGACACUAAAAGUGGUGCACUUUAGUGUUGUUGCUAACUUUAGUCCCAGAUCUCAGGGUCUGGGAAACUUGAUUAAAAUUGUUACUAUGCUUACAACAUCUCCACAAUCAUGGUCUACUCCCAGUUGGCGAAUUGAGCCAACAUUUUCAACCAGAGUGCUCAUUGGAAACUGGGGAGAAGAGAGAAGAAAGUUCAUCAAAACUUCAAAAUCGGGUUUUGAGAGCACCUUCCAAAAGGAUUUUGUCUGGUACCCAGAACACAAAGCAGAUUGUAUAACAAAAUGGUAUUCUAUGAGAAGAAGAGAGGGACUACCGUAUAAGAACCUGAUGACCCAUCAUAAUGAACCCAAACAUCGGCAUCUGAUCAGCACAUAUGAAGACCAUUUCAACAGGCAUGGCUACAACCCUGCUUUGCCACCAAUCCGUACCUGGAAUGGGCAGAAACAGAUGUGGCUGCCAGAGAAGUCGGACUUUCCCCUCCUUGCUCCCCCCACCAACUAUGGCCUUUUUGAGAGUCUCUUGAAGAAAUGGGAAAAGCCUACUAGGUGUGACCUCAUGAACAGCGUUUACAACUUGUCUUAUGUAAAACACCCAAUGUCCCGGCGUAAUCUGUGGCAGCGUCAACAUUCAAACCCGAUUCUUCCUCACCUACGGUGAGUCAUCUGGCCCAUCCUUCUGACAGCCACAAUCUUCUCUGGACAAAAUGAAACAAGACCAAAGAAUCUUAACAUUUUCAAAUU